CAGCCAGGAAGAAGCUGUGAAGGGAGCGGACGCUGAGGCUGCCACCAUGGGCACCGCAUCCUCCCUGGUCAGCCCAGGAGAGGUGAUAGAGGACGGAUAUGGAGGUGAAGGAGGAGAAGCCUGUGAGAUCCCGGUGGAGGUGAAGCCCAAAGCCCGGCUCCUCCGAAGCUCCUUCCGCAGAGCGCCUCGGGUGAUCGGGGCCAGUUUCAAAUCCACCGGUUCUGUGGAUCUAGAGUACGCUGCUGAGUAUGAAAGACUCCGAAAAGAGUACGAAAUCUUCCGUGUGAGCAAGAACAACGAGAUCUCAUCCAUGCAAAAGAAGGAGGCCAAGCUGGACGAGGAGAACAAGAGGCUGAGGGCUGAGCUACAGGCUCUGCAGAAGACCUACCAGAAGAUCCUUAGAGAAAAAGAGAGCGCUCUUGAGGCAAAGUACCAAGCCAUGGAGAGGGCUGCCACCUUCGAACACGACAGGGACAAAGUCAAGCGACAGUUUAAGAUUUUCCGGGAGACAAAAGAAAAAGAGAUUCAGGAUCUCCUGCGGGCCAAAAGGGACUUAGAGGCCAAACUGCAACAGCUGCAGGCUCAGGGAAUACAGGUCUAUGACCUGAAUGAUUCUGACUCAGAUGACAACCAAACCACUGUCACUGCUGCAGGGACGCAGUGUGAGUACUGGUCUGGUGGGGUGCUGGGAAGUGAGCCCUCUAUGGGCAGCAUGAUGCAGUUACAACAGACCUUCAGAGGACCUGAAUUUGCCCACAGCUUGAUAGAUGUGGAGGGCCCUUUUGCAAAUGUGAGCAGAGAUGACUGGGAUGCUGCAGUGGCCAGUCUGCUUCAGGUCUCCCCUCACGUGCCCCAGGCCUUAUGGAGUAACACCGUGCGCUGCUACCUCAUUUUUACACAGGAGACCAAACCUGAGCUGGAUGUCUUUAUUAAGAAACACUCACCUGUGUUACGGAGGAUGUGCGAGGGUCUUGGUCACUUCUACCUGAACGUCUGCUUCCCAGAGGAAAACGCUGCUUCGUACAAUGUGGAGCGAAAGCAGGAGAUUGAAAGGAGCUCUUUGUGUGUGCUUCUAGUCAAAUCUACUGUCACUAGCUCUGUGGUGGAGGAUUGUGAGGAGGCUUUUGUGAAGAAUCCAGAUGGACAUCCACUGGUGCUGUACCUUAGGACUGAAGAAGACCACAAUCUGACCGGACCCACCAGGCAGCUGCUGGAAAGAGUCAACGCUGCAGACAAGGCUGCUAAAGUCAAGGUGGUGGAUCAUAGUGGUUCUGCAGAGGAAGGGGCUGACCUCAUUUAUUCUCAGCUGGAAAAAGUCAUCAAACAGGAGUUGCUGUGUCUGGAAGUAGCAGAUGUUGACUCUAAGGACUCUGGGUUCGAGGAGGGUCGUGAGGAGGACUCAGGAGAUGUGCUGUGGGACCUGCAUGACGAGCAGGAGCAGAUUGAGUCCUACCAGCAGGCCAGCAGCAGCACCUCCUCACAGCUAGGCUUCCAGAAGUAUAUAGAUCGUCUGAAUGACAUGAUAGCUGCUCCUCCUCCCACCCCUCCUCUGCUGGUGUCAGGUGGUCCGGGAUCAGGAAAGUCUCUCCUGCUCUCCAAAUGGAUCGAGCAGCAGCAGAAGCAGUCUCCCAACACCUUGUUCCUUUAUCACUUCGUCGGUCGCCCGCUUUCCACCAGCUCAGAGCCGGUGCUCAUCAUCAAACGCCUCACAGUCAAACUGCUGCAGCACUUCUGGUCCAUUUCCGGUCUGUCCAUGGAGCCCAGUAAGAUCUUAGAGGAGUUUCCCCGCUGGCUUGAGAGACUAUCAGCACGCCAUCAAGGAAACAUCAUCAUUAUCAUCGACUCCAUUGACCAGAUACAGCAAGCAGAGAGACACAUGAAGUGGCUCAUUGACCCUCUCCCUGUCAAUGUCAGAGUGGUGGUGUCUGUGAAUGUAGAGACGUGUCCUCAAGCGUGGAGGUUGUGGCCCACACUCCACCUGGACCCACUGAGUCCCAGAGAGGUCAGGAGCGUUGUGAAUGCAGAGUGCCAGAGCAUGGAGCUUAAACUAACCAAGGACCAGGAGAAGAAGCUGGAGAGGCACUGCCGCUCUGCCUCCACCUGCAACGCCUUGUAUAUCACCCUCCUGGCAAGAAUGAUCAUCAGUAUCUCAGGUUGCUCUCUGGAGAAGAGCCUGGAGCAGUGUCUGCAGUGUCAGGAUACCAUGUCUCUCUACCGCCUGGCUCUCAAGAUGACGCUGAACUCCCUGAACUCAGACAGAGAGCGACACGUCAUGAGAGAGAUGCUGUGCCUCGUUUGUUCUAGCCACAAUGGAGUGAGUGAGUCUGAGGUGUUAGACCUCUUCCCAGAACUGGAGAUGCCAGUCCUGUCCUGUCUGCUGUACCGUCUGAACAGGCUCUGCAUCGUGACGCUGAGCUGUGGGCUCAUCAGGUUUCAACACCUGCAGGCUUGGGAAGCUGUAAGGUUGGAGUUCCUGGGUGGAGGAAGUAGCUCAGCUGCCUACAGAGAGAAACUCAUCCAGUACUUCAGUCAGCAGCUCGGCCAGGACCGUGUGACGUGGCGUGUUGCAGACGAGCUGCCCUGGCUGCUCCAACAGCAGGAGGAUCGGACCAAACUCCAGCUCAGCCUCCUCAACCUGUUUGUCUCCCAGAACCUCUACAAGAGGGGUCAUUUCUCCGAGCUGCUGGCCUAUUGGCAGUAUGUGGGCAAAGACAAGAGCUCCAUGGCCACAGAGUACUUUGACUCCCUGAAACAAUAUGAGAAGAGCUGUGACAGUGAAGACGGCAUGACCAAGCUGGCAAACCUGUACGAGACUUUGGGACGUUUCCUCAAAGACCUGGGCCUCCCCAGUCAGGCUGUAGCACCUCUACAAAGGUCCCUGGAGAUCAGGGAGACGGCCCUGGACCCGGACCAUCCCAGCGUAGCUCGCUCCCUGCACCAGCUGGCCGGGGUUUACGUCCAGUGGAAGAAGUACGGCAACGCUGAGCAGCUGUACAAGCAGGCGCUGGAGAUCAGUGAGAAUGCCUACGGAGCCGAGCAUGCCAGCGUAGCACGAGAGCUGGAGUCCCUCGCCAUGCUCUACCAGAAACAGAACAAGUACGAGCAAGCAGAGAAACUGAGGAAGAGGUCAGUGAAGAUCCGUCAGAAGACUGCGCGCCAGAAAGGCCAUAUGUACGGCUUCACGCUGCUGAGGCGCAGGGCUCUGCAGCUGGAGGAACUGACUCUGGGGAAAGACUCUGCGGACUCUGCAAAGACCCUCAAUGAACUGGGUGUUCUGUACUACCUCCAGAACAACCUGGAUGCUGCUAAGCUGUUCCUGACCCGCUCUCUGGAAACCCGUCAGCGCGUCCUCGGCCCGGAUCACCCCGACUGCGCUCAGUCCCUCAACAACCUGGCCGCCCUGCACACGGAGAGGCGGGAGUACGAGGCGGCCGAGGACAUGUAUGAGAGAGCGCUGGACAUCCGCAAGAGGGCUUUAUCCCCGGACCACCCGUCGCUGGCAUACACCCUCAAACACCUGGCCAUGCUCUACAAACGCAGAGGGAAGCUGGAGAAGGCUGUGCCGCUGUAUGAGCUGUCUCUGGACAUCAGGGAAAAGAGUUUUGGGCCCAAACAUCCCAGUGUGGCCACAGCACUGGUCAACCUGGCUGUGAUCUACUGCCAACUGAAGAAGCACGGUGACGCCUUGCCUCUUUACGAACGAGCGCUCAAAGUCUAUGAGGAUAGUUUGGGACGUUCACACCCACGGGUCGGAGAGACCCUGAAGAACCUGGCUGUACUGAGCUACGAAGAGGGCGACUUUGAGAAGGCGGCAGAGCUUUACAAACGUGCGAUGGAGAUCAAGGAGGCCGAGCCGUCUCUGGUGUGCGGGAACGCCCCUUCCAGACACUCCUCCAGCGGGGACACAUUCAGUCUGAGAGGACCUGCCCCCCUCCCACAUGCCCCAAGCGCUGGUCAGUCCAACCCAACCUUCCUGAUCCAGACCCCCUCAGACAGCUAUGUGCUCAGGAAGAAACCCCCAGGUGAGCUGCUGCCUGGAGCCCACAAGGUGGACCGGGAGUACCGGGUGCAGAAGGCUCUGUUCUCCGCCGGCUUCCCCGUUCCUCAGCCUCUCCUGCACUGCACUGACGCUGAAAUCAUCGGGACAGAGUUCUACUUAAUGGAGCAUAUUAAAGGGCGUAUAUUCAGGGAUCUCCGUCUCCCAGGAGUGAGUGCAGCAGAGACAGCUCUAUAUGUGGCAGCAGUGGAAGCGUUGGCAAAGCUCCACUCACUGGACCUUGCAUCACUGAACCUGCAGGGGUUUGGAAAAGGAGCUGGGUACUGCCAGAGACAAGUCUCCACCUGGACGAAGCAGUACACAGCAGCAGCCCACAGGGACAUCCCAGCCAUGAACGAGCUCUCUAAUUGGUUGAUGAACAGUCUGCCAGCCAAUGACAACGAGGUCACGCUGGUCCAUGGAGAUUUCCGAUUGGACAAUUUGAUAUUCCAUCCAACAGAGGCCCGUGUGAUGGCCGUGUUGGACUGGGAGCUGUCCACCACUGGGCAGCCUCUGGCAGACCUGGCUUACUUCCUGAUGCCUCACUACUGGCCCACCAGUAUGAACAUCAUAAGCACGCUGGGCAGCUUGAGAGGAGUAGAAGGUAUUCCAGAUGUGGCCGACCUGAUGUCCAUUUACUGCCGGUGCCGAGGGAUCCCUUCUGCUCUGCCAGAGUUGAACUUCUACCUGGCCUUGUCUGUCUUUAAAAUGGCAGGGAUCGCACAGGGGGUCUAUGCACGCCACCUACUGGGCAAUGCGAGCGCUCCGAAUGCAGAGGAGUUCGGCCAGUGUGUGGAGCCGUUGGCUAAGACUGCCUUGCAGCUCGCACAGAGGUCCGCCACAGGUCCGACAGCAGACGGUCUGUUCCUGCAGACGGCUAAAGGCCGGGCUAUUCUGCAGCAGGUCAAAGACUUCAUGAGACAACACGUGCUUCCUGCUCAGGAGGAAGUUGCAGAGUAUUACUCCAAACACGCUCAUUCUCCACAGAGGUGGCACACCCCCCAAACAAUAGAGGAUCUGAAGGUGAAGGCCAGGCAGGCCGGGCUGUGGAACUUGUUCCUGCCGGCGGUCAGCGCUCUCAGUCAGCUGGACUACGCCUUCAUCGCAGAGGAGACCGGACGCUGCCUCUUCGCUCCGGAAGUCUUCAACUGCCAGGCUCCCGACACCGGCAAUAUGGAGGUGCUGCACAUUUUUGGCAGUGAGGAGCAGAAGAGGAAGUGGCUGGAGCCUCUGCUCAGAGGGGAGAUUCGCUCCUGCUUCUGUAUGACAGAGCCUGAUGUGGCCUCCAGUGAUGCCACCAACAUGCAGUGCACGCUCCGCAGGGACGGAGACCACUUCGUCAUUGACGGCAAGAAAUGGUGGAGCAGCGGUGCUGGCAAUCCCCAGUGCAAAGUGGCCAUUGUGAUGUGCAGGAGCGCCUCUCAGGGUGUGAGCAGCAGGCAUGGGCAGCACAGUAUGAUCCUGGUCCCCAUGGACACACCGGGGGUACAGCUCGUCAGACCGCUCACUGUGUUUGGACAGGAUGAUGCCAUCCACGGUGGCCACUUUGAGGUGCACUUUGAAAACGUGCGAGUCCCUGCCUCGAACAUCAUCCUGGGCGAAGGCAGGGGAUUUGAGAUUGCCCAGGGUCGCCUCGGUCCGGGCCGACUGCACCACUGCAUGAGGGCCGUCGGUGUUGCAGAGUUUGCUCUGGAGCUGCUCUGCAGACGAGCUGCAUCCAGAAGCACGUUCAGAAAGAAACUGUAUCAACAUGAAGUGGUUGCUCACUGGAUAGCAGAGUGCCGUCUCCUGAUAGAUCAGACCCGCCUGCUGACUCUGCAUGCUGCACAGUCUCUGGAUACACUGGGCAGCCGGGCGGCUCGCAAACAGAUUGCUAUGAUCAAGGUGGCUGCAGCCCAGAUGGCCUGUAAGGUGCUGGACUGUGCUAUUCAGGUGCAUGGAGCUGCAGGUGUGUCCGGAGACUUUCCACUCUCACAGAUGUAUGCAUACGUGCGGACGCUGCGCAUUGCUGACGGACCAGAUGAGGUGCACCUGUCCUCCAUUGCUCAUCUAGAACUGAGGGAUCAACUUCAGAAGGCCAAGCUGUGAAGUAUAUGAGACUGCUGGGGAGGAAGCAGAUUGAUUCCUAAUGAUAUGUUGUGUUCAUUUCUCUCCUGGUUCAAAUCAAAGACACGUGAUUAUUAGGAAUCCUUUUUUAUUGUGACCUACAAAAACAGAAAAUGACAGCAUGACUAUUGUCAUCACAUGGAUAAAUUCCAUUGGGAGGUGAUUGGGGGGGGGGGAUCAGGACACACUAGCACAUUAUUUUUGUACAAUAUAAAACAAUGGCCCCAUCCAUUCUGGUACACUGGAUGGCACCAUGCAGCACUCCAUUCCUCACGGUUUAUACAUGAACAUGUGGGCCGAGAGCUGCAGCAGCAUCCAGUCAAUCUUUUAUACAACACGGCGAAGAAUGGGGAGGGGGGGCUGGUUUGGAGGUUUGAAAAAAGAAAGUGUCAGUGUUUGCUUUUCUUUGAUUUUUUGUGGGACCGAUGAGGGGACCUAGAUUUGGAGCGGGACUUCUUGGUGGAUUUUUUUGGCGUCUUUGAGCGCGACCUCCUGGAUCGUUUGGGUGUGCGAGGAGAGGGAGAUCUAGAGGGACAAACAGGAAAUAGAAUUAAUGUUCUACCUGUAGCAAUCACACCGCAAUCAACACAAGGAAUGUCUUUUGGUCUUACCUCUUGGAGGACUUUUUGUUGCUGGAUCGUGGGGAGUCUUUAUGAGUGGAGCGGGACGACGUGUCUUUAGAGUAGGAGCGCUCGGAGCGUUCGGAUCUCUCCGAUCGCUCUGAACGGGGGGAAGCUGAACGGCCUCGUCUGCUAUUCCGCGUCGGACUGGGCGACCCGCUAUGACGACGCUUCCUGUCAACCAGAGAGGACACAAAGUGUUAGGAUGCAAACCCACGCAUAUCAGAGGUUCAGCAGGAAUUGUUUUAUUAAAAUGAAGUGUCUCUGUCUACAACUAAACCCAAUAAAAGGAAGCAAUGAAACAAAUCUCACCUGUCCUUCCUGGUGGGCGUGUCCUCCUUCUCUUUCUCCUUCUUUAACUCUUUCAACCGGGCCUCAGCUUUCUCCUUCUCCCUUCUCUCCCGCUCUUUCUCCCGUUCCAGUUUCUCCUUUUCUUUUUCCUACAAGCACACAAAGAAUGGCCCUCCGUUUAGACUUCAGACUCAUCCUCUUUAGUGAACAUCCACGGAGCCUGAAGACAUACCUUUUGUAGUAGUUUGUCCCUGUAGUGCUCCACCUGCUCCUGAAUGCUCUGCCCCGUCUUCUUGGGUCUCUUCCCGGACUCCAGCUCAUCCUGGAACUUCAUGACCUUAACCUGUGUGAUAAACGUAUACGUCAUGUAUAUGCAUUCAAAAAGACUUAUCUGAAAUUGUAACAUGACAGUAAUAAAGUACCUCUAUCUCUCUGAG
This is a messenger RNA of Eleginops maclovinus (Patagonian blennie), 7490 nucleotides long. It is a transcript of the gene nphp3, whose product is annotated as nephronophthisis 3. Lineage: Eukaryota; Metazoa; Chordata; Actinopteri; Perciformes; Eleginopidae. Gene Ontology annotation, cellular component: cytoplasm; mitochondrion. Gene Ontology annotation, molecular function: flavin adenine dinucleotide binding; protein binding; acyl-CoA dehydrogenase activity. The record is from RefSeq and is a predicted model, not a curated record. Gene Ontology annotation, biological process: fatty acid beta-oxidation using acyl-CoA dehydrogenase.